UAGGACUUUGUGAGCUCGAGAAUCCAAAGAAGCACUUCUUCUUCAGUCACACGUUUUUCAAAUUCUCUAUUCGAUUAUGUUCCGAGACGAAGAAGAAGAUGAUGAAUUUCUGGGCAUGAUUUGAUCUCUCAAGUUUUUGUUUUUCUUCCUUUAGGAAGGUAUCUCCAGUCAAAUCAUGGUUUUUUUUUAGUUCUCGACUUCUCUUGUUAAUAAUUCGUUGCUUUGUCGUAAAAUUUCCCUUUUUAAACUUAUGCCUGCAAAGUGUUUGCGUAUAUUCCGCAGAGAGAACCUGAAGGUUGCUCAGAGAGGUCAAAGUUGGAAAUUUUACCUUGCUUAGUUCUCUUUUCUUAUCAUCCUCAAUGCUGAAUGAAGAGACGCUAGAUUUAAAAGAGAUGGUUCUAGUUCCAACACAAACUAUUUUGAACUGGUCCUUACUUUGAUUGCAUUGUCUCCAUGGGGCUGGGCGUUGACCCAUUUGUGGCUAUUACGGCACUGAUUCUGGUCAUUCUGGUGGUUCCAAUGGAUUGCCAAAGGCCUCAAGUGGUGAAUAUCGGUGCCGUUUUUGCUUUCGAUUCGGUUGUCGGAAGAGCUGCAAAAGUAGCUCUCGAGGCAGCUGUCUCCGAUGUCAACGCUGACACAACCGUUCUCAAAGGAACGAAGCUACGGCUUCUCAUGGAGGACUCUGGCUGCAAUGUCUUCCGUGGGUCCUUUGGAGCUUUUGAAUUGCUUGAGAAAGAAGUGGUGGCUAUCAUCGGUCCAAUUUCAUCCUCUGUUGCUCAUACAAUUUCCGAUAUUGCUAAAGGGCUCCACUUUCCUCUUGUCUCAUUUGCAGCAACUGAUCCAACUCUCUCUGCUCUCCAAUUUCCCUUCUUUCUUCGGACUACACCUAAUGAUGCCCACCAAAUGUCUGCCCUUGUGGAUCUUAUCAAUUUUUAUGGUUGGAAAGAGGUGAUAUCAGUUUACUCUGAUGAUGAGCUCGGAAGAAAUGGAAUUUCUGCUCUAGAUGAUGAACUGUACAAGAAAAGAUCCCGAAUUUCCUAUAAAGUGCCGCUCUCAGUGCAUUCUGAUGAAAAAUUCCUUACUGAUGCUUUAAACAAAUCCAAGUCCAUCGGUCCUCGAGUUUAUAUUCUUCAUUUUGGUCCAGACCCAUCGCUCAGAAUUUUUGAUACAGCGCAAAAGCUGCAGAUGAUGACCCAUGAAUACGUGUGGCUCGCCACAGACUGGCUCUCAGUUACUUUAGAUUCUUCUUUGAGUGACAAAGGUACUUUAAAACGUCUUGAAGGAGUAGUGGGGCUUCGUCAACACAUCCCAGAAUCCGAAAAGGUGCAACAAUUCACACAGAAACUGCAUAGCAACAGAUCAAUGAAUGCCUACGCAUUCCAUGCCUAUGAUACAGUGUGGAUGAUUGCGUACGGCAUCGAGAAGUUGCUGAAUCAAGGAAUCAACAUAACGUUUUCUUACUCCGAAAAGUUACUUCAUGCACGAGGAACUAAACUGCAUUUGGAAAAAAUCAAAUUUUUCAACAGCGGGGAGCUACUACUUGAGAAACUUCUGAAGGUGAACUUCACUGGUAUAGCCGGUCAAGUUCAGUUUGGUUCUGGCCGAAACGUCAUUGGCUGUGAGUACGAAAUUAUCAAUGUAGACAAAACCGGUGUUCAUACUGUGGGUUUCUGGUCGAAAAAUGGAGGCUUUUCGGUUGGAGCCCCAAAAACCCGACAUUCACAGAAGAAGACUAGGUUUGGUUCUGAUGAAAAACUUGGAGACAUAACCUGGCCUGGUGGUGGCCGUGAAAAGCCACGUGGUUGGGUCAUUGCAGAUUCUGCAGAUCCAUUGAAGAUUGUUGUCCCGAGAAGAGUGAGUUUUGUUGAGUUUGUGAAUGAAGAAAAGAACAGUAGCCAUCGGAUCCAAGGAUUUUGUAUCGACGUCUUCAUUGAAGCAUUGAAGUUCGUCCCUUACAGUGUUCCUUACAUAUUUGAGCCAUUCGGGAAUGGUCAUUCAAGUCCUAAUUACAACCAGCUUAUUCAAAUGGUCACGGAUGGCGUAUAUGAUGCAGCUGUUGGGGAUAUUGCAAUAGUCCCAAGCCGGUCCAAAUUAGUGGAUUUCUCGCAACCAUAUGCUUCCACAGGCCUUGUGGUGGUGAUUCCAGCCAAUGAUGACAAUGCAACUUGGAUCUUUCUGAGACCCUUCACCAUCCGGUUAUGGUGCGUUGUUCUAGUUUCAUUCCUGGUUAUUGCCGUAGUCAUCUGGAUCCUCGAACAUCGCAUCAAUGAAGAUUUCAGAGGGCCGCCCCGAAGACAGUUCACCACAAUGAUCUUAUUCAGCUUUUCAACUCUUUUCAAGAGAAACCAGGAAGAUACGAUAAGCAAUCUAGCAAGACUAGUGAUGAUUGUAUGGCUCUUCCUAUUGAUGGUUCUAACCGCGAGCUACACAGCGAACCUCACCUCAAUCCUCACAGUUCAACAGCUUCCUUCUGCCAUUACCGGCAUCGACAGCUUGCGGGCAAGUGAAGUGCCUAUCGGGUACCAGGCUGGGACAUUCACAUUAGAGUAUUUAACCUACAGUCUUGGCAUGGCUCGCUCUAGGCUAGUCCCACUUGACUCGACCGAGGAGUAUGAAAAGGCUCUAAAGCUAGGACCAACCAACUGGGGAGGUGUGGCUGCUAUUGUCGACGAACUCCCUUACAUCGAACUGUUUCUAGCAGAACGAACAGGCUUCAAGAUUGUCGGAGAGCCCUUUAUGCACCGUGGUUGGGGAUUUGCGUUUAAGAGAGAUUCUCCACUGGCUAUAGACAUGUCAACAGCUAUCUUGAAACUCUCUGAGACCAGGAAAUUGCAAGAGAUUCGAAAGAAAUGGUUAUGCAAGAAGAAUUGCGCAGAGAAAUCAAAUUGGAACCCAGAGCCAAACCAGCUUCAUCUCAAGAGCUUCAAAGGGUUGUACCUUGUCUGCAUUGCAAUCACAGUCUCUGCGUUUAUAGUGUUUGUUCUCAGGAUGAUACGUCAGUUCGUGCGAUACAGACGGAUGGAGAGAACAUGCUCGUUGCCACGCGCAUCUUGGUCGUCUUCUCCUUCAAUGCGGCUUAGAGAAUUGGUGUUUGAUUUCGUGGAGUUUGUGGAUGAGAAAGAAGAAGCUAUCAAGAGAAUGUUCAGAAGGAGUGAUGACUCUAAUAACAACCCAUCUCAUGUUGGGGAAGUCCAAGCUGAUACUGAGGUACCACGAAAUUGAUGAGUAGAUUCCACUCUAUAGAAAGAAAAUUGUUAUGUAUAUGAAUUGUAAGGAAUUAGAUAUAGUUAACAUGUAAGUCAAUAUUCGAACAUAAAGAGCUGGAAAGAACCAGUGAUCAUUACCAUGAUUAUUUAUACACUUUAGAGCUUAAAAUAGUUAGAUAUAUGGCAAUGACAUUGGGGAUUUAUGUGAUAAGGUUUGGUACUAAUAGAAUAUGAAAAACUUCAAAAGCCAA
This is a messenger RNA of Arabidopsis lyrata subsp. lyrata, 3457 nucleotides long. Its product is annotated as glutamate receptor 3.7. Lineage: Eukaryota; Viridiplantae; Streptophyta; Magnoliopsida; Brassicales; Brassicaceae. The transcript has 7 exons. The coding region runs from base 454 to 3222 and encodes 922 amino acids. The record is from RefSeq and is a predicted model, not a curated record. Gene Ontology annotation, cellular component: plasma membrane. Gene Ontology annotation, molecular function: glutamate-gated receptor activity.